Arabidopsis thaliana (thale cress) is the source of this 1772-nucleotide messenger RNA. RefSeq names its product CAAX amino terminal protease family protein. NCBI's taxonomy places the organism in Eukaryota, Viridiplantae, Streptophyta, Magnoliopsida, Brassicales, Brassicaceae. Gene Ontology annotation, biological process: CAAX-box protein maturation. The record is from RefSeq and is marked reviewed. The transcript is spliced from 4 exons. The coding region runs from base 71 to 976 and encodes 301 amino acids. Gene Ontology annotation, molecular function: endopeptidase activity.
UGGUAGUAACUUGAAAGGUCAAGUGGCUUGGCUAUAUGAAGAAGAGGAGACUCUCUGGUCAGAGACGGCGAUGAUUCUAGGCCGAUGGGUUUCCUUCAGUUGCGGAAACACGCCGGUGACUAAUUGUUCCGAACGACGACGACAUACGGAGUUUCGUCGUCUCUCCUCUGCUAGUACUUGUCGACCUUCUCUCAUAUGCUCUUGUCUCAAAAGCAAAUCCUCCCAAGAAACUACUCAGAUUGAACAGUUGGGGAAUGGAGAAGGGUUCUCAGUUUUGGCAUCAGAGAUUCCAUGGGAGGAUGAUAACAUAUGGAGCACAUUUGCUCUUUACAUGUUCUCUCUGCAUAUUCCUCUCAGUUUUGGGGGUUUAUCCAUUGUUGCCAACAUACUCCACCGGCAGGUUCUUGAUCCUCAGACCCAAGUGCUAUCACUUGUGGUUCUCCAAAUGGUAGAACUUGCAGGGACAGUCUUGCUGCUGAGGACCACAGCGAAGCCUCAGUGCAAAUCAAUCAACUUUCUAAAGGGUAAUAACGAAACAAGGGAAGGAAGAAACUGGGUGGUUGGCUCAGCAUUGGGUUUGGGAUGUCUUGUGGGCUUUAUCUUCGUCACGUCGCUUGUAGCUGAUCAACUCUUUGGCCCUAAGGCUGUACAUGAAUCAGAAUUGGAGAAGAUAAUGGUGAGCGGGGAAGUGGCGAGAAGCGGAUGUUUUGCUCUCUACUGCGUAGUAGCUCCCAUCCUUGAGGAGAUAGUGUACAGACGCUUUCUCCUGACCUCCUUAGCGUCGAGAAUGGAAUGGUGGAAGGCACUAGUGAUCAGCUCAGGAGUAUUUGCUGCAGGUCACUUCUCAGGUGAGGAUUUUGUGCAGCUGUUUGGGAUAGGUUGCGGUCUCGGGUUAUGUUACAGCUGGUCAGGGAACUUAGCCUCAUCAGUGCUCGUCCACUCCUUGUACAAUGCAUUGACACUUCUCUUCUCUUAGCCACGUUCAGAUGACAAGGAAAAUUUCCCCACCGAACUCUCUUUGUUAAAGACAAGACAACGUAUAAACUAUAAACCACUACACUUGUUCCAAGCAUUGUUCAAACGAUCAAAGAAGAUGGGCAACAAAGGGCAAGCAUGAUGAAGAUGAUGAUUAAAGAUCAAAUUCUUAAAUUUUGGAAGCCGUCCUUCACCUUCACAUCCUCUCUAUGGUUGAUAUAUAAGAGCUUUUCUCCUAUAACUCACUAGGUCCAUACCAAGAUAUUUUUGCCUGCACAUCGAGCUUUUCUUACAACAAUAAUCGAAGAAUCUAAACCAAACGACUUCGUCAGUGCUCGUCCACUCCUUGUACAAUGGCUUGACACUUGUCCUUACGCUACUCUUUUAGCCACGCCGUAACAGAGAAGGAAAAUGGUUCCAACGAAUCUUUCGUUGUCAAGACAAGACAGCGAAUAAAUAGAGUGUAAAACAUAGAUGAUCUGUUCCUUAAAGCUUUAGAGAAAGAGUCGUCUUUAUGAAAGAAAGUGUGUUGACUAAACCAACAAAACAAAAGGUAAAUAAGAGCUUAUUUAACAAGUAAAAAAGGUUAGGCUUUAUUCCAAUUUCCAAGUAUAUGUCACGGCUUAGUUUAUGCAAGAAUUGUAAUAAUACAAAAUCAAAACUUGUUAAUGGGGAAAAAGGGAAGCACCAACCAAUAGGAAUUGGUGGUCCAUUACGUGAUGAGGAUUGCACAGCUGGCAAUUGUCACCGCAAACAUCAAACGGCCCUUCUUCCGCCACGUGUACAAAACCAUUUUG